Messenger RNA from Ciona intestinalis (vase tunicate), 2870 nucleotides. The record is from RefSeq and is a predicted model, not a curated record. NCBI's taxonomy places the organism in Eukaryota, Metazoa, Chordata, Ascidiacea, Phlebobranchia, Cionidae.
UGCUUUGCUUACUUGUUUACCACUACAAGAAAUGUAUGUUUAUUAAAACAGGGAAACUCCCAUUAACUAACCACGCUGACUUUGUUAAUUUGUCGACUGCAUAAAGGCGAAGAGAUUUGUUUUAUAGUCUCUUUAUUAAAAGGUGACUACGCACUACGCCCUUGCUUAACCCCUCUUAAAACAAGGUGGGGUAUGGUCCAAUCAAUUUCUCAAAACAUGAGUUACUUCUGGACGAAACUAGCCGAAACUGAGCAGAGUUUGAAGGAGAGAAAUCUUCAAAACAUCACCUGUUUAUUCACAAGAGUCUAUAUAAGGGAUAAACAUCAAUAUGAAAACACUUAUGAUGACACGGAGUGGUCAACUUCUUAUGACUCAGAGAAAGAACCAUGUAAGGAUAAUAAUGUGAUGCUUGCAUGCAAACCAUGGACAGACUUUGAAGGUGAAUAUGCAUCAGAUGAACAACUAAUGUUAGAGAUGGGAUUACCAGUAGCUUGGAAACAAACUAAACAACUACCUGAGACCAGUAAAAGCAAGUUUGACAAAUCUUACGACGUUGAAAUUCACGAGGAUAAUCUUGAGAAUGAGUUAUCGGAUUUGGAAAAAGGUUGGCAAGCAUAUUGGAAAGAGAUGGGGCCGGACAUACUUUGGCAAUCAUGGGAGGGAAACAACAUAAGCAACUUAAAUGAGCAAAUCGAUCCAUCUUCCACAUGUUCAUUGGAAAACUCGGUUGCAAAGUUAAACAUUGGAGAUGAAAAUUCACAACAUACAGAUGCAAAACAUCUGGAUUGGCAAUCUCAUUAUGAUUAUCAAUACCAAUAUUAUCGCGAUUGGUACAUGGAAUGGUGCUUGACUUAUCCACAUUCUGAAGAUGUUAAAGCAGAUGCUGAUCAUCAUAUUGACUCUGUACGAGAAUCAAACACAAAUGGUCAGCUAAUAAAUGUUACUUGUUCUGGUGAUUUUAACUCAAACAUACAACUAAACACUGCAACCACUUUGGAAAACCAUUGUGAGCCUUGCAUGGAUGGAGAAAACUCUGGCAAAGCGAAUAAUGCCAAAACUAAUGAUGAUGACAAAGUAAAAUCGAGCCCACCUUCAACACUUGAUGUUCAGCAAUCAACCCAGUUUACUUCAAGAACAACCGCAGGUGAUGAAGAUGAAGAACCAGAUUUCCCAAACAAUCCAAUCUCCCUCAAGCGACCGCAUGAGUUGGAUGCAGAUAAAACAAAUGUUUUAUUCAAGAAAAAAGGAAUCACAGAUUCAUGUGAUUCUUCAGAACAAGAAGAAUGUCCAGAUAUUCAAUCUUUAGAAGAUAUUAAUAUAGAAACUGCAUAUUCUGCCAUGAACUUCAGUUUUAAAUGCAAAGAACCAAAAUUGUCUCCUGCGAAAUUAAGAUACAUGCAAAGAAAAAUGCAGAAUAGAGUUAAGCGAUUCAUGAAACAAUCUUCGGACUCUUCAAAGAAAGUUCGUAUUAAGUUUGAUGAUCAUAACGUUUUAAACACCGGGAAAACAAGUGAACUCCUUGGAAAUGUGAAAGAAUUUUUAAACAAUGCAACUCAACACAUGGAUACAGAAGAUUGUGUAGAACCGAAAGUUGAAGAAGCUUGUGUGGAGGUUGUAGCUGCUCCUGACAAUGAAAAUUUGGUUGACACUUCUAGUUUAAUUGACAGCAGCAUAAGUGACAGUUUAAACACGUGCAGUGCAGAUGUUGAAGAAAGUUUAAACCAAAGCAGUCUUCCUACAACAACAAACAAACACAAAAAGAAAAGGAAGAAGAAAUCAAAAAAAAGAAAUCUCCCAGAGGAAAUUGAGAAUGACGCGUCACUUAAGAAAUACUGGGUCCAACGUUAUAAAUUAUUCUCUAGGUUUGAUGAAGGCAUUAAACUUGACAGGGAAUCUUGGUAUUCUGUGACACCAGAGAAGAUUGCCGAACAUAUUGCGGAAAGAUGUCGUUGUGAUGUCAUAGUUGAUGCAUUCUGUGGCUCGGGUGGAAACGCGAUCCAGUUUGCUUUUACUUGUGAAAAGGUGCUGGCAAUUGAUAUUGAUCCUGUAAAACUGGAGAAUGCCAAACACAAUGCAGCAAUAUAUGGAGUGGAAGACAGAAUCGAUUUCAUCUGUGGCAGUUUCUUUGACAUAGCUCCAACUCUUAAAGCAGAUAUCGUAUUUUUAAGUCCUCCAUGGGGAGGUCCAGAAUACACAAACUGUGAAACUUACAGCAUUGCUGAGAUGGGAGAUUUUGGUACCAAGGCAUUUACACUUGCUAAAAAUAUAUCAGACAAUAUUGCAUUCUUUCUUCCUAGAAACUCAAAUGUUGAUGAGUUAGUUUGCUUGGCCGGACCUGGAAAUCAAGUGGAAUUGGAGCAGAACAUGUUGAAUAACAAGAUAGUUACUAUCACAGCUUACUAUGGUAAAGAACUUAUAGAAUGGGGUAAGGGCAACCAGUUGUUCAAGGAUACAAACAAUCAGUUGAACAUGCUUGAUGACACCGGUUAUGCUGCUGACUUUGAGAUUCAAGAUUCUGUGACUUAUCAAAAUUCUAGCUUAUCAUGUGAUGAUGAAUAAUGGGCUAAAUAUCAUGUGUUGUAGGCCCAGCACUAAAUGUAUGGUUGUUGUGCAUUAUUUUACUCAUUGAAAUUGGAUUUGCAAACAAGUUUAUGUUACAAACAUAAAAUAAAUCUGUUUCAAAAAUAUUCGAACAAUGGAAUAAUUAUAGUUUUUUUUUUUUUUUAUUAAACUGCAUUUCGCAUGAGUUUGUGAACAAAUUGAUUGUGCCAUAAAUACUACACGCAUUCAUCUGAUCAUAUAUCCUAAAGUACUUUGUCGUUAUUAUAUUACGCAUGAAAACUUAAAUAUUUGAAUUAGUUUAUUUAUUA